AUGAUCUUCUUUGAUGACCGAAAUUUCUCGAGUAUGACAAUGGCCACUCCUUUCUUCCCUAUUUCCACGGCGUUGCUCUCUAUCUUGGCGAUUUUCCCUCUUUUUUGCUAUCUCCCCACCUGCCUUGCUCAGUCCCUCUGCAACGACGGCGUUUUAAUCACGUACAACAAUAACUCGACCGAGCUAAUCCCGCCGUUUCUUAAUCCGGUCAACCUGCCCGACCAGCCGUACCGGUUCAGGUCGACGCUGACGGUUCUCAACAACGGGCGGCAGGAGCUGAAGAAUUGGCGGGUCUUCGUAGGGUUCGAGCACGGCGAGCUCCUCGUGUCCGCCGCCAACGCCGUGCUCGCCGACGGCGCCUUACUGCCGGCGAACGUCAGCGGCGGCGCUGUUUUCUCCGGAAGCUCGCCCACGGACCUGAAAACUGCGAUCGAAACCGCCGGAGAUGUUAACCAGAUGCGGGCGGUGGUGGAGUUGGUGGGGACGGAGUUCGGUGUGGCGCCGCCAAACGCCUCUUUGCCGGGAAAUAUUACUCUUGCUAAUGACGGCUACCUGUGUCAAAAUCUUACCACACAAGGUAACAUCAUGAACACUUGUUGCACACUAGACACGAACACGGAGACGAACAUAACAAGGGGCCAAGAAUUCUCCCCCCUCCAGACAGGCGACGUGACAAUCAUGUACGAUGUAUUGAUGACAUACGAUCCCAACUAUUGGGCUCAACUCACAAUCUCAAAUCACAAUCCAUUCGGUCGUCUCGACAAUUGGGAAGUGAGUUGGGAAUGGAUGCAAGGCGAAUUCAUAAACUCAAUGCGAGGCGCUUUGCCACAAGUGGUUGACAGCGGCGAUUGCAUCUUCGGCAGCCAAGGCCAAUACUAUAAAAACUUGGAUUUCUCUAAGGUUUUGAGCUGCGCAAGAAGGCCAACCAUCAUCGAUCUUCCUCUAUCUAAGGCAAAUGAUUCCAACCUAGGAUUGAUCCCUUUCUGUUGCCGGAAUGGGAGCAUUCUAUCACCAGCCAUGGACCCCACCAAGUCCAAGUCCUCGUUCCAAAUCGAAGUGUACAAAAUGCCCCCGGAGAUCAACAAGACCGAGUUCUCCCCUCCGCUCAACUGGCGGAUUAACAGCACGGUCGGGCCCGGUUAUCAAUGCGGCCAGCCCGUCCGUGUUGUGCCAUCUCUCUUCCCCGAUCCGUCCGGGCUGCCCUCCCAGACGGCCGCUAUCGCCACCUGGCAGGUGGUUUGCAACACUACCAAGACCCAGCCCAGGAAGCUGACCUCAUGUUGCGUCACUUUCUCGUCUUUUUUCAACGACUCGAUAGUCCCCUGCAACACCUGCGCCUGUGGCUGUGGCCAGACACGCACCUGCAGCACCACUGAGCCGGCGCUGCUCCUGCCGGCUCAAGCGCAAUUGGUGCCAUUUGACAACAGGACAAAAUUCAUUAAAGAGUUUGCUAAAAUAAAAAGGAUCAAACUUCCAAAUCCCCUGCCCUGUCCAGACAACUGCGGUGUCAGCAUCAACUGGCACCUAGUAUCGGAUUUCGAGAAGGGGUGGACUUCAAGAGUCACCUUGUUCAACUGGGGCGAAACAGAUGUAGUAGACUGGUUCGCCUCAGUUGAACUGAGCGGGGCAAUGCCCGGAUACGAGAAAGUCUACUCCAUGGAUGGAAAAGUGUUGUCGUAUCCCCAUAACGACACACUUUUCCUGCAGGGGUUGCCGGGCUUAAACUAUCUCAUCGCGGAAAGGAACGGGUCAAACCCGAGAAAGGACCCGCCAGUUCCCGGGUCGCAACAAACGGUCAUAUCUUUCACUAAGAAGCAGACACCGUUAAUUAAUGUCGCCGGCGGAGAUGGAUUUCCGACGAAAGUUUACUUCAAUGGAGAAGAGUGCUCUCUUCCAACAAUACUUCCGAGCAAUGGACGUAGAGAAAUUGUUGCGUCUGCUGUGUUUACCAGCUUUCUCUCACUACUGUUGGUUUACAUUCUUGCGGGGAAAUAGAUUUGAUGGGGAAAUGUAAAAUUGUUGAGGUUAUAGUUUCUACAUGCUUCGGAUUUGUGUAAUUCUUUGUUUAUUCUUUCUGUGAUUCGAUGUAGUUAAGGUUGAAUUUUGUGUUUCUUCGGAUUUGAAUUUCUGCUCAAAUUGUGGUUAGGUGAGUAAUAUGUUUGGAGAAUUUUCUU
Salvia miltiorrhiza (redroot sage) is the source of this 2174-nucleotide messenger RNA. RefSeq names its product COBRA-like protein 7. The transcript is spliced from 2 exons. Gene Ontology annotation, biological process: cellulose microfibril organization. The coding region runs from base 1 to 1995 and encodes 664 amino acids. The record is from RefSeq and is a predicted model, not a curated record. NCBI's taxonomy places the organism in Eukaryota, Viridiplantae, Streptophyta, Magnoliopsida, Lamiales, Lamiaceae. Gene Ontology annotation, cellular component: membrane.